AUGUCGCCAAUGCCUUGGGAGCUCCCGGCAUUGGUGCCAGGGCGGUCGUGGCUUGCUUGCACCAUCUUGGUCCUCACAUCUUGUGUGACUUCCACUACUCUAGGCUUUGAUGGCUCCAUGAUGAACGGUCUCAACAUCCUCCCCUCGUACACAGAUUAUUUCACUCUUACCACAGCCACUCUGGCGCUCAACACGGCCUCAGUAUGGAUGGGCAGCGCCAUAGCAGGUAUCGGAUACGCCAAAGUCCCCGACUGGAUUGGUCGUAAAUGGGCUCUGUUCUUUGGUGCCGUCUCCACCAUCAUCGGCGUUGUCCUCCAGACUGCGGCGCAGAAUAUCGCCAUGUUUGUGAUCGCGAGGAUCAUCAUCGGCUUCGGAACCGGCGCCUCGUCUAUCGCCGCGCCAGUGUAUCUGUCAGAGACCGUGCCCGUGAAGCUUCGAGCUGUUUCGCUGGCCCUUCUGUAUGACUUUUGGUAUGUUGGCGGUCUGAUCGCUGCUGGUGUCACCUAUGGCACCGCAAAGAUGGAUUCCACCUGGGCCUGGCGUCUUCCGUCGGCCCUGCAAGGCCUCUUCAGCGUUCUCUGCAUCGUCCUCAUCCCAUUCACCCCAGAGUCUCCUCGAUGGCUUCAAGAUCAGGGACGCAGCGAAGAAGCCCUCCUGGCAUUGGCGCAGACUCAUUCGAACGGAAAUAUCAAUGACGCGGCUGUGGCUGUUCAGUUCCGCCAGAUCACGGAUACCCUGGCGUUCGAGAAGUCGUUCGAGAGACCUUCUUUCGUCAAGCAGUUCGCCAACAGUGCAUCCACGCGCAGACGCAUAUUUUUGGUCUGCACCGUUGCUGUCUUCUCCAUGCUCUCCGGGAACAAUAUCAUUUCCUAUUAUUUCGGAACCAUGCUCACGCAGGCGGGAGUGACGAACUCAACCACGCAGCUGGAGAUCAACAUCAUCCUCAACGCAUGGUGUCUCGUCGUUUCACUCGUGGGCACCGCCAUGGCAGACAAAUUGGGCCGCAAGGCUCUCGCUGCUAUCUCCACGGCGUUGUUGACCAUCUUCAUCUUCCUCGUGGGCGCGUUGACGAAAGUCUAUGGAGACUCGACGAACAACUCCGGCAUCUACGGGACCGUGGCCACGAUCUUCCUCUUCCAAGGAGCGUACAGUUUCGGCUGGACGCCGCUUACUGUCUUAUACCCACCGGAGGUCCUCAACUAUGGCCUGCGCUCGCUCGGCAUGGGUGUUUAUACCUUCCUCGUAAAUGGGGUGGGAUUGAUGGUGACAUUCGCUUUCCCCUUUGCGCUUGAAGCUAUCGGCUGGAAGACGUAUAUGAUCAACGGUGCCUGGGACGUUCUUGAACUGGUUGUGGUCUUGGUAUUCUGGGUCGAGACCAGUGGGCGCACAUUGGAGGAGAUUGAUGAGAAUCUCGACGGCGAGGUCCACAGCGAGGCGCCCAAGCUGAGAGCAAUCAUGGGUGUGGCGCCAGAAGACCGGGAGGGAAUCGUGGAUGCCUUGGCCUUGGGAAAGGACAAGAAGAUGGAGAUACUGGGCGAGGUGACAGAGGUGGCCAAGGAGUAG
Fonsecaea multimorphosa CBS 102226 is the source of this 1563-nucleotide messenger RNA. RefSeq lists its product as uncharacterized. The transcript is spliced from 3 exons. Gene Ontology annotation, biological process: carbohydrate transport; transmembrane transport. Bases 1 to 1563 code for a protein of 520 amino acids. The record is from RefSeq and is a predicted model, not a curated record. Gene Ontology annotation, cellular component: membrane. NCBI's taxonomy places the organism in Eukaryota, Fungi, Ascomycota, Eurotiomycetes, Chaetothyriales, Herpotrichiellaceae. Gene Ontology annotation, molecular function: carbohydrate:proton symporter activity.